Penicillium samsonianum is the source of this 201-nucleotide messenger RNA. RefSeq lists its product as uncharacterized. The transcript has a single exon. Lineage: Eukaryota; Fungi; Ascomycota; Eurotiomycetes; Eurotiales; Aspergillaceae. The coding region runs from base 1 to 201 and encodes 66 amino acids. The record is from RefSeq and is a predicted model, not a curated record.
AUGACCCCAGACAUUCUCGCAUCUCUCGGCCCUCUGUUCUCCAACGCCAACGACCUCUUGACGGAAGGUGCCGUCAAGGAGAUCAAUGGCCUACUAGACAACGCCAACAAUCUCCUCACCGCGGAUUCAGCCAAGGAUAUCGGUGGCCUGCUUGCCAGCGCCAGCGAUCUGCCCACGCGCAAGUUCGUUCACGAGACCUAG